Diceros bicornis minor is the source of this 1744-nucleotide messenger RNA. RefSeq names its product 4-hydroxy-2-oxoglutarate aldolase 1 (gene HOGA1). The transcript has 7 exons. The coding region runs from base 1 to 984 and encodes 327 amino acids. Lineage: Eukaryota; Metazoa; Chordata; Mammalia; Perissodactyla; Rhinocerotidae. The record is from RefSeq and is a predicted model, not a curated record. Gene Ontology annotation, biological process: N-acetylneuraminate catabolic process. Gene Ontology annotation, molecular function: 4-hydroxy-tetrahydrodipicolinate synthase activity; N-acetylneuraminate lyase activity.
AUGCUGGGCCCCCGAGUCUGGUCCUCUGUGAGGCAGGGGCUGAGCAGGGGCCUGUGCAGGAACAAGGGGGCCUGGGCCUCAGGGGAGGGGAGGAAGGUGGACAUCGCAGGCAUCUACCCCCCUGUGACCACCCCCUUCACUGCCACCGCAGAGGUGGAUUAUGAGAAACUGGAGGAGAAUCUGCACAAACUGAGCACCUUCCCCUUCCGAGGCUUCGUGGUCCAGGGCUCCAACGGCGAGUUCCCCCUCCUGACCAGCAGCGAGCGCCUGGAGGUGGUGAGCCGUGUGCGCCAGGCCACGUCCAAGGACAAGCUCCUGUUAGCCGGCUCUGGCUGCGAGUCCACUCAGGCCACGGUGGAGAUGACCUUGAGCAUGGCCCAGGUCGGGGCUGACGCCGCCAUGGUGGUGACCCCUUGCUACUAUCGUGGCCGCAUGAGCAGCGCUGCCCUCAUUCACCACUACACCAAGGUUGCUGACCUCUCUCCAAUUCCUGUGGUGCUGUACAGUGUCCCAGCCAACACAGGGCUGGACCUGCCUGUGGAUGCAGUGGUCACGCUCUCCCAGCACCCGAACAUCGUGGGCAUCAAGGACAGCGGAGGUGAUGUGACCAGGAUCGGGCUGAUUGUUCACAAGACCAGGAGGCAGGAUUUCCAUGUGUUGGCUGGAUCGGCUGGCUUCCUGCUGGCUGGCUAUGCCGUGGGAGCUGUGGGGGGCAUAUGUGCCCUGGCCAAUGUCCUGGGGGCUCAGGUGUGCCAGCUGGAGCGACUCUGCCUCACAGGGCAAUGGGAAGAUGCCCAGAAGCUGCAGCAUCGCCUCAUUGAGCCAAACACUGCGGUGACCCGGCGCUUCGGGAUCCCGGGGCUGAAGAAAACCAUGGACUGGUUUGGCUACUACGGAGGCCCCUGCCGUGCCCCCUUGCAGGAGCUGAGCCCUGCUGAGGAAGAGGCCCUGCGCAUGGAUUUCACCAGCAAUGGCUGGCUCUGAGGGCAAGGAGGGACAUGCCCUGCCUGAGCCCGUCUCAGCUCCUGCCUUGCACCUGCAGCCUGAAGAGGAACAUGGGGGACGAGGGUUUGAGGCUCCUUUUCCUCCUUCAGUCUCCAGGUAGCCUCUCACCAGGCACUGCCAUGCACACCCAUUUCCUGUUCUCACAGUCCCAUGACUUCUCGCAUUUUUGUAUACUAAACUCUGGGUCUCUAGAGACCUUUAGUCUGGGAAGGAGCAAUUGCUUGUCUCUCUACCAUGCUUUCCUACGCCCCAAGACAUGUGAGCCAGAGAGGAAGGGCAGGGGGCAGCUGGGCGCAGUAAGGCCGGGUGUUUUACUGAAGGGAAGACUGCUUAGACUUGGGGAUACAAACCUGAGUCUAGUGUGAUGCAGCAGAAGCCAGGGCUAUUCCUGAGAACUCAGGUUCUGACUCCUUUCAGGGGAAGUGGUAGGUUAGGAAACCUGAUCAGAAAAGUGUCACUGGUCUUUGAAAGGCUCCCAAGCUGCAUUCCAGCCACAGUGCCCUUUCCUAAAUCCAUUUUGAUUGAUCUCAUAUUCUUGUCUCUAACCUGAUCUCAACCAUCAAGUGCAUGGAGACAGCCCAGUAGCUUGCCAGAAUUGGUAAAUAACGACACCUGGUGGAUAAAUGUUACAUUCUAGAAGACUAUUCUAGCCAACCCAGGUCUGAAACAUUAGGGAAGCGGACUUGGCCUGAGACAGGACUACUUUCUUGCGUAUAGGCACUCUGCUUUUAUUAUGAAA